This is a messenger RNA of Heterobasidion irregulare TC 32-1, 1446 nucleotides long. RefSeq lists its product as uncharacterized. The transcript is spliced from 5 exons. Lineage: Eukaryota; Fungi; Basidiomycota; Agaricomycetes; Russulales; Bondarzewiaceae. The record is from RefSeq and is a predicted model, not a curated record. Bases 1 to 1446 code for a protein of 481 amino acids.
AUGUCUUCGGUGUCGCUGGCAGCAUCGCCCUUCUCUCCUAGUCGCUCAAUUCCUCGGCCUUCCUCGGUCAAUUCUGUACGCUCAGCGCGAGCGAACAGCCCUGCUCUGUCUAUAUCGCCUGAUGAUCCCAUUGCUAUAAGGAAUCAUAUGUCCACACUGAAACAUACUAUAAGACACCAGCAAGCACAGUUAACCCAUCUGGAAACCCUCCUUCAGCGAGCGCCACGGCUUCCGACUACUUCAUCCAUGUAUUCGCCACCACCUUCUCCUGUAGAAUCCUUGUCAUCGCAGACAUACACCCCAAAUACUCCCACCAGCGCCAAGAUGAAGCGGCGAUCAAGCCAUGACAUCUUGCAGAGUCUCGCCGGACCAGAUUCCAAUAUACCAUUGCCCCGACGCGAGUCUGUCACAUCUUCUUCUUUCAGCGACGGUAUUCGUGAGGGCAUACCCAUGACCUUUGGCACCGGUCGAUCGACUCCAUCGUACAAGCGGACUCCGAGUCCGACGCGAACACUCAUAUCGUCUGACGGUGCACCCGCAGGAAAUGCACGAGCGCUAGCAGAUGAGGGCCUUGCGCCCUCUCGUCUCCCCCAGCUCGCUUCAAUUGACCUGACAGCGUCGACUUCAUCGACAAUCAGCCUUCAGCCGCCUUCUCCCGGCAGAACUCGCGUGACACUGACACCGGGUGGGACAUCAAAAGUACUCGCAGAGUUGCAGACGGUGGCUACCUCUACAAAAGCCGCACAUGAGAACACGAAGGCCCAGUUGAGAUUAUCACAGCGGACCGUUUCACAGUUGACGAGACAAACAGAGGAUCUGAAAGAGGUCCGAGAGCGCUUGCGGCUGGAAAAUGAGGGGUUGAACAACGUCGUUGCGAGGAAGGAGCGGUUACUGCAGGAGGUUUUGGAACGGGCGCGCAAGGCGGAGGCCGAAGCCACAGCUUUGAAAUCUCAGUUCAAGACGGAAUCUGUGACGACGAAGAAGUCUCUGCGGGAGAUGGAAACGGCAUUAGCGGAGUCAACAGCGCUUUCAUCGAAGAGCGAACGCGAGUAUAUCACGCUUCGGGAUAGUCUGCGGGACAUGAAGGCGAGCUGGCGGGCCGACAUGGAUACCCUGAGGGAGGAAAUGCGGAAACGUGAAGAGCGAUGGCGGAAGGAUGAGGAGGAGCUAGGAACGAAGUAUAGACGGCUAUUAGAGGAGGUCCAAGAGCAAAGGCAAAGUCGAGAGACUAUCAAGGACCUGAAGGAGAGGAGCGAAAAGAUUCACGCGGAGGUUGAGGAGGGUUUCCGUGAGGAGAUUGCGAAUUUGAGAGCAGAGAUUGAAACUUCAUCUAGGGCACAUGAGAAAGCUGCAAAGACCGCUGAACAUCUAUCGGGUGAACUAACCCGACUGCGUAGAUUGAUGCAGUCUGUGGGCCGUCCCCUUACUCCCGAUGCACCUCCAUAA